This is a messenger RNA of Rhipicephalus microplus (southern cattle tick), 2143 nucleotides long. RefSeq lists its product as uncharacterized. Gene Ontology annotation, biological process: rRNA processing; negative regulation of transcription by RNA polymerase II. Gene Ontology annotation, molecular function: DNA binding. Gene Ontology annotation, cellular component: nucleolus. The record is from RefSeq and is a predicted model, not a curated record. Lineage: Eukaryota; Metazoa; Arthropoda; Arachnida; Ixodida; Ixodidae.
CUCUAGCCCUACAUUGCGGUACGUUCUCGGGUGGCAUGCGGCACGCUGUCGAACAACCUUCGCUGGUCGAACUCUGCUGACCCUGCUGGUGUGUCUCGUUGAUGGUCUCGAAAUUAACGGGACCCUCAUGUGCUGCGUUGUUAACAGAAACUAGUUUUCGAUCGGCUGCAGUACAGGUAUUUACCGCCAAUUUGUAGCCGAGCAGCGCUCCUUUACUCUCAAGUACCGUCGAGUGCGCUUCGCAGCACGUGCAUGCGCUGCGCUGCAAUAGUGAUCAUCGGCCCUUUUUUGAACGUAUUUUUGCCCGUGGCAGCUUCUUCAAGAGUGCCGUGACAGGCCACUGUCGUUAAGCAUGGUAGUGUUCACGUGUAGCACGUGCGGUGAUUCGCUCAAGAAAAGCCAGGUGGAGAAGCACAUUUACACGAAAUGUCGCAGCUGCAAAAUGCUUACCUGCAUCGAUUGCAACAAGGACUUUUGGGGAGAUGCCUACAAGGAACACAUCAAAUGUGUUACUGAAGCAGAACGGUAUGGAGGGAAAAACUUCAAACCACAGCCAUUCAAAGGAGAAGCCAAGCAGCAACAAUGGAUUGAGCUCUUGUCAAAGAUUAUUGAAACACAAGAACUGAGUCCACCUGUGAAAGACGUCUUCAAAAGGAUGCAAAACUUCAACAAUGUACCCAGAAAAGAAAAGCCUCUCAAGAACUUCCUCCAUUCCAGCAUGGGAGUGCGAAACCAAACUCUAGCUCAAGAUGUCUGGCAGACGAUGAAAAAAGCCCAGGAGACUCUGCAGAAAACUCAGCCAGGAAACAAACACUUGCAAAAGCCACAUGUCACUGACGAGAAUGGUUCGAAGGGCGAAAAAUUGCACCAUUCAGAGGACAAAGCAAGGGGCCAGCAACAAGAAGAAGAAGAAACGCAGGAUACUUCAAAUGAGAAUAAUGCACCAGGAAAGAAGAAACAGGAAAAUGGCUCCGCUCAGGUAAAAGUUGAGAAGACCAAGAAGUCAAAAGAAGAGCUGCUCAAGAACAGCAUGAGUGAUGAAGUUAACUCAGAUAAGUCGAAAAAGAAAAAGCGAAAGAAGCGGCAACAGGAAAAUGUCAUUGAAGGUGGCUUGCAGGACGACAAGGAAGACAGGCAGGACACUUCAAGUAAGGAUAAUGCACUAGGCAACAAGAAACAGGAAAAUGGCUCCGCUCAGGUAAAAGUUGAGAAGACCAAGAAGUCAAAAGAAGAGCUGCUCAAAAACAGCAUGAGUGUUGAAGUUAGUUCAGAUAAGCCGAAAAAGAAAAGAAAGCGAAAGCAGCCACAACAGGAAAAUGUCAUUGAAGGUGGCUUGCAGGAUGACAAGGAAGACAGGCAGGACAUUUCAAGUAAGGAUAAUGCACUGGGCAACAAGAAACAGCAAAACGGCUCCGCUCAGGUAAAAGUUGAGAAGACCAAGAAGUCAAAAGAAGAGCUGCUCAAAAACAGCAUGAGUGUUGAAGUUAUUUCAGAUAAGCCGAAAAAGAAAAGAAAGCGAAAGCAGCCGCAACAGGAAAAUGUCAUUGAAGGUGGCUUGCAGGACAACAAAGAAAACAAGCAGGACGUUUCAAGUAAGGACAAUGCACUAGGCAAAAAGAAACAAGAAAAUGGCUUCGCUCAGGUAAGAGGUGAGAAGACCAAGAAGCCAAAGAAAGAGCCGCUGGACAAAACUGUGAGUGAUGAAGUUGCUUCAGAGAAUUCAAAAAAGAAAAAGCGAAAGAAUCGGAAUCAGGAAGAUGUCAUUGAAAGCGACUUGCAGGAUGAGGAGAAGCCGACAAAGAAAUUCAAGCGGCAGGACCAAGAGGACGACAAUCACACUGAAAAAGUUGAUAGUGUACACAUGCACUCAUCCUUUGCAGAAGCAGCGGAGAAGGUGAGGUUUAGGUGGAAGAAUGCAGUCAAGAGAGCACUACUGAAUGCUGAUAAGCACCAACUGUCUCGGAAGCAGUUGCAAAAAAGAGUGUUCGAGGAAUGUCAAAGCAAAGGCGGGAAUCUUACAGAUGAAAAAAUGCAGACAAAGCUUGACAAAGUGCUCUCCAACAUAAGGUACUUUGAACAUGAAGGUGAUCUGGUUCGCUGGGUGCAUUCAGCAGCUAAAUAAAUCUGUCAAUUGUCUUCUAAA